Messenger RNA from Tarenaya hassleriana, 2922 nucleotides. RefSeq names its product squamosa promoter-binding-like protein 2. NCBI's taxonomy places the organism in Eukaryota, Viridiplantae, Streptophyta, Magnoliopsida, Brassicales, Cleomaceae. Gene Ontology annotation, cellular component: nucleus. The transcript is spliced from 6 exons. Gene Ontology annotation, molecular function: DNA binding. Bases 1072 to 2376 code for a protein of 434 amino acids. The record is from RefSeq and is a predicted model, not a curated record.
UGCAAGUUUUUCUUUUUGGGUGUAAUUUUUUUUUUCUUGUUGGUGUUAUUUUUGUAAAAAAAAAAUUGGUCCUUUUUGGUCCUAAAGAAGAGAUCUUUGUUCACUUGGUUUAAGAAAUAGAGUAAUGAUGAGAAUGAUGAUGUUGGAGGAGAAGGUUUUUUUUUGUCCAAAAAUGGCGAAACAUCAUCUGUUUGGUUGUCUUUGCGGCUGAGAUUUGAACCCUACUUUCUUUGAUUAUUAGACUGAUAAAAUUGCAGGAGCCCUCCCUACCCUCUCGAUCUCUGUUCUAUGACUUUUCUUCUAAAUUUUUUUCACUACAUACAAAAUAGCAUCAUUUUCAGAGAUUGAUGAGAGAAAUGGUGGGUAGUAAUAAUCAAGAUGCAUGGUUUUUUCUAUGUAUUGAUGAAUCUGAAGCCAUUGGAGACGAAAGUGAUGUGAAGAAAAGGGGCCAUCACUUUCUUGUCAACACACUAUUAGUCAAACCGACCUACUCGUUUGUUGUCUUCGUCCUUUUUCCACGAGACCCAGAUUCUUAAAACGUUUACAGAAAGCUUGAUUCUUUAAGCAUUAGCCGUGAAGAGAUUCUCAGAAGAUUACAACACUAGAUUCUUCAGGUUUCUUAUGGUGUUUUGCUUCAUUUUCUGUUGUGUGUUUGGUAAUGUACUUGCUCCAGUAUCAUCAGUCUCAGAUGUGGGUGAACCAUAUAGGGAUGAUAUCUAGUACCAUUGGUGGGCUUUUUUCCUGCAGUAAUUGCAGGAAUCUACAUAUUUUUACAGCGUGGAAUGGGAUGUUUUUACAGCUGGGUUGAGUAAUUGGAUCUUUGUAUAAUGAUGGUGAAGGAGGGGCCUACUUCUCAUGGAUUCACUCCCACAAUCUAACGAAUGAUGAAUCUGAAUUAUUGGCUGUGGAGCUUCUGAUGGACACUGGGGGAAAGUCAGGGUAUCUUUUGUUGGUGAUGCUGUUCAUGUGAAUAUUUAUGAACUUUUCAGUGGAAAGAAGAUCUUCUUCUUCUUCUUCUUCUUCUUCUUGAAGUGGUCGAGAAUCUGUUGGUGGGUGAAUCCUCUUUCCCUCAUGGAGUGCAAUCUGAAGUCUUCAGUGCAAUGGGAGUGGGAAAAUUUGAUAUCUUUGGGCCCGUCAAUGACCGAAGUUCCUCGAAAGCUACGGCAUUCGGAGUGGGAAAUUGACGGGCUUGACUAUGUCUCUCUUUGUUCUCCGGGUUUUGGUGGAUUAGGCAGUGGUGGUUUAGGUUCUGAUAUCGGUCAUGCUUUCUCUACGAGCUCGAAAUCAACUUCCAUUAGCUCUUCAUCAACUGAUAUGAGGACAUACAACCUCACAUCAGAAGCCAAUGAAGAUCUCUGCAGUAAUGAAGAGUUGGCUAAGAGAAUCAGUACUUCCCCUUGGAGUCUCAAAGCUUCUAUCGAGCCAAUUCUUGGCUUAAAGCUCGGUAAGAGGACAUACUUUGAAGAUGUCUGUGCAGAAAAUGACGGGAAAGGCCUCGUAUCUCCUUCAGAAUCUCCGGUAAAGAGAUCUAAAUCGAUUUCUCAGAGUUUACAAGCUCCACACUGCCAGGUGGAAGGCUGUAAUCUCGAUCUCUCAUCAGCAAAGAACUACCAUCGGAAACAUAAGGUUUGCGAGAGCCAUUCAAAGUGCCCGUUAGUCAUCGUUGGCGGCCUAGAACGCCGGUUCUGCCAACAAUGCAGCAGGUUCCAUGGCCUCAGUGAGUUUGAUGAGAAGAAACGCAGCUGUCGAAGGCGUCUUACCGAUCAUAAUGCAAGACGUCGAAAACCGCAGCCAGAAUACAUGCAGCUAAAUCAUGGAUUAAAAUACGAUGGGAAGCGACAGAUGGAUUUCGUGUGGAAUAAAUUUGCGCUUGUCGACGCUAGGAGCGACGACAAGUUUAUAUGGGAAGCCAUGCCCGGUUCAAAGUCCAUGACACCGAGGGAAUCGGUUGCGAAACCUGCAAAAGCCGAGAGUUUUGAUGGCCGGAUUCUUUCCAAUGACAAUAAGCUUUUGAGUUCAGCAACAAUUCAGGACAGUGGAGGAACCUGGUUUUCGCCCCUCAAUACCAAAAUGGAGACAUCUGAGUUCUUCAGUAAAGAUAUAGGAGAGAUCACAAUAUCUUCUCACAUGGAUGGGUCUCGAGAUCUUGAUGGUGCUCUCUCUCUUCUGUCAAAUGCAACAUACCCGGUGAGCAACCUCGUAACCGCGAGUCACCACCUGGUGUCUCAUCAACUCGACUCAUCAUUCAACAACUUUCAGACAGAUCUACAAGUGGUUGAUGGGCCAACAGCUCCACAUAGAGACAUAGGUAGCCCGUUUCAGCUCCUCAGUGGACAGAGUAGUGAGAGCUGUUUUUGUCUGAAUCAGUUCAACUGAAGGUUCAUCAGCUGUUGUCAAAGGGUGAGGCAGGUAUUCUAAAACUCUACGGAUUCGAGACGAUAGAGAUGGUGAUGGCAUUGAUGUUAGGUUCUGAUAUGAUCUGCGAAACCUCGGAGUUCAGAUCGGUUUUCCUCCGUUGAUUUUCUCGGGAAAGAGCCAGAGGUGAUGAUUCAUCUCUCUUUGCAAAAUCUUACAAUCCAUCAACUGUGCAAAGAUGCUAGAGAAGAAAGAGAAAACGCCAUUGGAUGAACUCAAAACAAGAAUCUGAAGUGUGAUGAUAUGGAGGUUUCAUAGAUGGGAACCUGAGGAUCAUGAAGAAGAGUUCUGCUGCUGUUCGUUCAAAGUUAAAGACCAGACAGGCAGACAACGUGAAGUAAAAAAGUCCAAAGAUACUUCAGACAGAUCUUACAUGUGCCUUAAAAGGAAGACCACGACAUGUUUUUGGCCAAUGUCAUGGGGACUAUAUUGACAUGCAUAAUUCUAUAUAAAUUAUGAUGUUUUAAUCAAAUGAUUAGUAAGAUAUAUAAGAUAUAAAAUUAAUGA